AUGGAUCCUUCGAAAAGCAACACCAACCUCUACCCGGGGAGACGAGCGAACAUGACGACCCCUCCUCGAUCCAACCCGCCAAAGGAGACCGAGACAUCCCGUUUCUUCGCGCCUUCAAGGUCGAGCGACAAGCCCAGGCCAGCCGACGAUGAUGACGCCUCUAAAUCCACCACCGACAAGAAGCACCGACAGACGCUCCUCUCCUUUACCUCUAGCGGACAGCUCGCUACCAAACAGCCCCUUGUCAACCCUACUCCGCGCUCCGAUGCCCGCCGUCUGACUCUUGCGGAAACCGCCGCCGAAACCAUCUCGCUCCUACCCGGACUCCUUGCCACUCGUCCUGACGUCGGGACAGCAGGACACCUCUUACCACAGACGCUCCUGGGUCCCCUCGAUCCCAAGCAAGACGACCACCCCCACCUCGCGCCCAUCACCGUCCGUGUCAUCGAUGCCGACACCAUCGAUGCAGCCCUCGCACUCGCCCCUCCCCAAUCUACGACAAGCACCAACCCAGUCCUCGUCCUCAACAUGGCCAACGCCUCGCACGCCGGCGGCGGAUUCAAGCACGGCGCUCUCGCGCAGGAAGAGGCGCUGUGCUACCGCUCCUCCCUCUUCUUCACCCUCAAGAUCCGCCACUACCCCAUCCCCGACCGCGCCGCCAUCUACUCGCCCGCCGUGCUGGUGAUCCGCGAGAGCAUGUCCGUCGGCCACGCCCUCCUCGACCUGCGCGACCCUUCUCGUCUCCCUGUCGUCAGCGCCGUCAGCGUCGCCGCCGUGUGUCGGCCCGACCUCACCCUCGUGCCCAGCUCCGGCGGCGGCAAAUCCCAGAAAUACACCUACGCACGAACCCGCGAUCGUGAGCUGAUGAAGGACAAGAUGCGCGGUGUGCUGCGCGUGGGCGCGCGAGGGGGGCACCGCCGCAUCGUGCUGGGCGCCUUGGGCUGCGGCGCCUUCUGGAAUCCCAGCUGGGAGGUCGCGGCGCUGUGGCGGGGUGUUCUGGGAGAGCGCGAGUUUGGUGGGUGGUGGGAGGAGGUCGUCUUCGCCGUGCUGGGGGCGGGCACGGAGAACUUUGAGGUCUUUCGCCGGGAGUUGGAUGGGAUGACGGUCUAA
Messenger RNA from Cyphellophora europaea CBS 101466, 1110 nucleotides. RefSeq lists its product as uncharacterized. Bases 1 to 1110 code for a protein of 369 amino acids. The transcript has a single exon. The record is from RefSeq and is a predicted model, not a curated record. NCBI's taxonomy places the organism in Eukaryota, Fungi, Ascomycota, Eurotiomycetes, Chaetothyriales, Cyphellophoraceae.